GCGGCGUGACCAGUUUUAACAAGAUUGAGCAUGUUACGUAAACGCAGUCGGAGGAUGGCAACGAGGUGUCCUUGGAGUGGACGUUAAUGAGGCUCUUCAACACGCCGCUACUAAGCAUAACAAAAAGAAGAGCAGCUUGUGGGUCGGACGUCCGCUGCUCCGUCUCCACGAGCACCGGGACCACCAGCAGCAGCACUCGCGGGGAGACCAAGAGGAGGUAGCUGGGGAGGGAACGAGCCGCACCGGACUGCUUGUUGGACUCCUCUGGGCUGGCCGAGACAUGAGCGUUUCCCGCUGAAUGUAAUUGAUGCAGAACUGAGUGGUCUAGUGCUGGCCUUUGCUGUUUACCCUCCCCCAUACCUCCCCUCAUUUUGCUGCCCCACCCUGCUCGGUCAGGUGAGCAGCCAUGACAAAGUCGUACGAGUUCAACUGGCAGAAGCACGUGCCCGAGUUCAUGCAGGAGGGCGCCCCCUUCGACAGGUUUGAUGAGGACCCGUACAUCUUUGAACCCAAUUGUCAGGUUAAAGUGGACGAGUAUGGCUUCUUUAUCACCUGGAAAAGCGAAGGAAAGGAGGGCCAGGUGCUGGAGUGCUCCCUCAUCAACAGUAUCCGUGUCGGCGCCGUCCCCAGGGACCCAAAGAUCCUGUCGUCGUUCGAGGCCAUGGGCAAGACGGAGGCGGACUUGGAGGGCUGCAUCAUCUGCAUUUGCAGCGGCGCCGACUUGGUUAACCUCAGCUUCAUGUUCAUGGUGGCGGAGAACCCAGACACGGCCAGGAAAUGGACGGAGGGGUUGAGGUCGGUGAUUCACAACUUCAAGGCCAACAACGUGUGUCCGAUGACUUGCCUAAAGAAGCACUGGAUGAAAAUGUGCGUCCUGACCAACGUUAACGGCAAGAUUCCCGUGAGAGGGAUUACACGGACGUUUGCGUCAGGCAAGACGGAGAAGGGCAUCUUCCAGGCUCUGAAAGAUUUGGGCCUUCCCAGCGGCAAGAAUGACGAGAUCGAACCCUCGGUGUUCACCUUUGACAUUUUCUACGCGCUCACGCAGAAGAUCUGCCCUCGCACGGAUUUAGAGGACCUCUUCAAAAAGAUCAAUGGGAGCAAAAGUGAUUAUUUAACAGUAGACCAGUUAGUCAGCUUUCUCAAUGAAAACCAGCGGGACCCCCGGCUCAACGAGAUCCUCUUCCCCUUCUACGAUCCCAAGAGAGCCACGCAGAUCAUUGAGAAAUAUGAACGGGACGAAGAGCUAAAGAAGAAAGGCCGCAUGUCCAGCGACGGUUUCUGCCGCUACCUGAUGUCGGACGAGAACGCGCCGGUGUUCCUGGACCGCCUGGAGCUGUACCAGGACAUGGACCAGCCACUGGCCCACUACUUUAUCAGCUCGUCCCACAACUCCUACCUGACAGGCCGACAGUUUGGCGGCAAGUCGUCAGUGGAGAUGUAUCGCCAGGCCCUGCUCUCAGGAUGCAGAUGUGUUGAGCUGGAUUGCUGGGAUGGCAAAGGAGAGGACCAGGAGCCCAUCAUCACUCACGGCAAGGCCAUGUGCACCGACAUCCUGUUCAAGGAUGUCAUCCAAGCCAUCAAGGACACAGCUUUUGUCACCUCCGAGUUUCCUGUUAUUUUAUCCUUUGAGAACCACUGCAGUAAACCGCAACAGUACAAAAUGGCUAAGUAUUGCGAGGAAAUCUUUGGUGACUUUCUCCAGAGGCUGCCGCUGGACAACUUUCCGAUCGAAUCCGGCCGUCCUUUACCCUCGCCCAAUGACCUCAAACGAAAAAUCCUCAUCAAAAACAAACGCUUGAAACCGGAAGUGGAGCAGAAGCAACUGGAGGCCUUCAAGAAGCACAUGGAGGCGGGAGAGACCAACACCACAGCCAUCAUCAUGGGAGAGGAGAACGAGGACGACGUGGAAAACGGAGAAAAGGAGCCUGAAGAUAAGGACGUGACCUCAGAGGCACCGAGCAGCCUUUCGGAGGCGGCCAGUGACAAAGAGGCCAACAGUGACUCUCAACCUAACGCCGUGAGCGCCAAGAAAGCCGAGGAGCGCAGCAACAGUAUCAAAAAGGUACCUGAAGACGAGACGACCGAGAUCUCCGAAGCUACAGAAGUCGCCGACACGACAGAUAUCUCUGAAGCAUCUGACCCGGACAACAACAAGAAGGGCGGCGAAGGCUCCGAGGAUUUGGAGGAGGCUCUGAUCGCACAGUACACAUACGUGGGCGCCACCACAAACAUCCACCCGUACCUCUCUGCCAUGGUCAACUACGCGCAGCCCGUCAAAUUCCAGAGUUUUGAUGUCGCUGAGGAGAAAAACAUCCACCACAACAUGUCGUCUUUCAACGAGUCGGUGGGCCUCGGCUACUUGAAGACCAACGCCAUCGAAUUUGUCAACUACAACAAGCGUCAGAUGAGCCGUAUCUACCCCAAAGGGGGCCGAGUGGACUCCAGUAAUUACAUGCCUCAGAUCUUCUGGAACGCCGGCUGCCAGAUGGUCUCGCUCAACUUUCAGACCCCAGAUCUGGCCAUGCAGCUGAACCAGGGAAAGUUUGAGUACAACGGCUCCUGCGGGUACCUGCUGAAGCCCGACUUCAUGCGGCGGUCAGACCGGAUGUUUGAUCCCUUCUCAGAGACGCCGGUAGAUGGCGUCAUCGCCGCCACGUGCAGUGUACAGGUGUUCUCGGGCCAGUUCCUGUCAGAUAAGAAGAUCGGCACAUACGUGGAGGUGGACAUGUACGGUCUGCCGACCGACACCAUACGCAAAGAGUUUCGCACCCGCAUGGUGAUGAACAACGGGCUCAAUCCCGCCUACAACGAGGAACCGUUUGUUUUUCGAAAGGUGAUCUUGCCGGAUCUGGCGGUGCUGCGCCUGGCCGUGUACGACGACAACAACAAGUUGAUCGGCCAGCGCAUCCUGCCGCUGGACGGCCUGCAGGCCGGCUACCGUCACAUCUCGCUGCGGAACGAAGGCAACAAGCCCCUCUCGCUGCCCACCAUCUUCUGCCAGAUCAUCCUCAAAACCUACGUGCCCGACGGCUUCGGGGCUAUCGUCGACGCUCUGUCCGACCCGAAGAAGUUUCUGACCAUCGCGGAGAAAAGAGCCGACCAGAUGAAAGCCCUCGGCAUUGACACGAACGACAUCGCCGACGUCCCGAGCGGAAGUUCCAAGAAUGACAAAAAGGGAAAGGGCAAAGGGGAUACGGUGAAGGCCAGCGUGACGCCGCAGAGCAGCUCGGAGCUCGCUCAGACCUCCAACGCUGCCCAGAAUAACACGGCGGAGAUCAAGAAGGGUAACGCGCUUGUACCUAAUGUCAGCAUUGACGACUUGAAGCAAAUGAAGACGUAUAUUAAACUCAUAAAAAAGCAACAAAAGGAGCUCAGCGCCUUAAAAAAGAAGCACUUGAAGGAUCAAAACGUGACGCAGAAAUCCCACGGCACGCAGGUGGACAAGAUGGCGUCAACGCACGACAAGGAGAAGAGCACGCUGGAGAAAUUGCUGGAGAAAGCCAUCAAAAAACGAGGGGAAAACAAUUGCCAUGAACUGAAGAAGGAAACCGAAGGCAAGAUCCAAACGCUGGUCACCGAUCACAAAGCCAAGGUGAAGGACGUGACGGCGCAACACACCAAGGAAUGGUCGGAGCUGAUCAGCGGCCACGGCAGCGAAGAGCAGGAGAUGAAGGACGCGCACGUCGCGCAGCAGUGCGAGCACCUCAAGAAGCUGCUGAGUAGCGUGCAGGAGCAGCAGACCGGACAGCUCAAACUCAUACACGAGCGGCAGAGCAAAGAGAUGCGAGCCAACCAGGCUAAGAUGUCCAUGGAGAACAGCAAAGCCAUCAGCCAGGACAAAAGCAUCAAAAACAAAGCGGAGAGGGAAAGGAGAGUGCGAGAGUUGAACAGCAGCAACACCAAGAAGUUCAUGGAUGAGAGGAAGAGGUUGGCCAUGAAGCACCAGAAGGAAAUGGAGCAGCUGGAAAAGAACCAGAGAGAGCAGGUGGAGAAACUGGACAAGUUCAAUGAGCAGCUUUUGGCAUCACACCAUGCAAACAAACAAAAAGGCAAAGGACAUGCUGCAGAUGGCCAAGUUGGAGGAGGAGAUGGAGCGCCGACCUGCCACACUGGUGUGAGCGUCUGACCCCCCCCCCUCCCCCCACACACACACACACAAACACACUGUAGCCCACCAUUUAGCUUUGAAACUGUGCACAUAAACACUUUGUUUGUAGGUGACAUGAUUGGAAUGUAGCACUGUUUGUACAACCACACUUGAUUUCUUACGCAAUUUUUUUUAAUCAUAUUUUGUUGACGUAGCACGGUCUGACCAAAAAAAAAAAAAAAAAUCCGCAGUGGUGAUGUUCCACCUCAAUGAAAACUUGUCAGUGUUUUUUUUUUGUUUGUUUGUUUUUUUUCACCAAUCGAUGCUCCCAAACACAAGAUCAAUUCCAGACAAUUAAUUAUCAUUACUCACUCUCAAAGACAUAUUUAUGUCUUUUCAGACUCCACAUUCAGUCCCAGGUACUUUUUUUUUUUUUUUUUCAAGGUUUGUGGUUUUUUAAAAAGGGUCUGGAAAUGGCUGGUUCUGUCAUGAGCAUUUUUUAAUUCAAUUGUAUGGAAGCAUUCGGCAAAAAAAUCCUUUCUUAUUAAUAUGAUUUUACUGCCAAAGAGAGCCAAUUGUGUUGCCUGAAAUAUUUACAUUUGAAAAUGUUUUAGCGAUUUUCCACCUCUGCAAAGUUGUUUUUAACAAGUAAAACAGGCGUGGGCAAAGUCUGUUCUUUCUUUUCAGCUUUGACAUUUGAGUAUCAAGAGUUUUGCGUUCGUUCGUUUAGUUCAUUUCUUUUUCCUCAAAAAUAUUGUUCAAUGAAAUGUAUUUAUUGAUAUUUAUUUAUUUGUGUUUUCAUCACAUUCGAUAAUUUGUUCAUUGUAAUUGGAAAACGUAAAAGUAUUAAAACAAUUACAAGAAAAUAUAUUUUUUAAACACUUUUCUUUUUAACCUACAUCCGAUCCAAACAAUUUUUACAGACACAUUUUAACAGUUUUUUCCCUUUUUUCUUUUUUUUCUUUUUUUUUUUACCUAAUCUACACGUGCAUUUUUAAAAUUAAACGUUACUACAGAGGACAAAAGUUUGACCACCCAUAAUGUGAAAUGAUUCACUUCAGCUGUAAUGCCAAGCGGAGGCGGUAGGGGGGGAAAGAAACUACAAAAAUGGCCACCCAAAUCCUCAUGACAUCAUCGUGACGUCGUCACAUGUGGUGAACGACGAUCAGUCUUUUUUUUUUCUCUCUCUUUUAUUUUUGUUUUCCGUCUAAUUGGUACGGAGCAGAGGAAUGACCUCCCCCUAAGGCGAGAAAAAAAAAGUGCUUUUAUUCUUUGGCUUGACAAACGUGCCACUCAAUGUCUGCUAGGAUUGUUUUAACUUAUUUGAGCAAGUCUCAAUGCCAAAUUCAAGAGUUAUUUAUACAGAGAUACAUAUAUAUAUAAAUAAAUGAACAUAUUAAAAAAAUGAUGUGUAGUUGAAUUGUCUGUUAGAGGCUUUUUUUUAUACUGUACCUCUCCAACCAACCCUAAUGUGUGUAUGUGCUCUUGUUUUUUUUUUUUUUUUUUUUUUUUUGUAUUUGUAGUGUACUGUUGAACUUUAAGCGAAGAUGACUUGGUUGUUACCCGACUCCUUUAAUACUGUUUUAUAGUAUGUGUACCAAUAAAUGGCAGUGGAACAGGUGGCCUGAAAGCA
This is a messenger RNA of Hippocampus comes (tiger tail seahorse), 5723 nucleotides long. RefSeq names its product phospholipase C, beta 4b (gene plcb4b). The record is from RefSeq and is a predicted model, not a curated record. The transcript is spliced from 41 exons. The coding region runs from base 407 to 4129 and encodes 1240 amino acids. Gene Ontology annotation, molecular function: phosphatidylinositol-4,5-bisphosphate phospholipase C activity; calcium ion binding. Gene Ontology annotation, biological process: phosphatidylinositol metabolic process; phosphatidylinositol-mediated signaling; lipid catabolic process. Lineage: Eukaryota; Metazoa; Chordata; Actinopteri; Syngnathiformes; Syngnathidae.